Penicillium canariense is the source of this 447-nucleotide messenger RNA. RefSeq names its product phosphoglycerate mutase family protein. Bases 1 to 447 code for a protein of 148 amino acids. NCBI's taxonomy places the organism in Eukaryota, Fungi, Ascomycota, Eurotiomycetes, Eurotiales, Aspergillaceae. The transcript is spliced from 3 exons. The record is from RefSeq and is a predicted model, not a curated record.
AUGCUGCUGGCCACAGCCACUGCUCAAUCUACUGUUUACCUUAUCCGCCACGGAGAGAAACUUUCCAGCGGAAACGGAAUAAGUAGCCAGGGCGAGGAGCGUGCUCAAUGCCUUGUGAAUGUUUUCUCUGCGAGCUCCUCUUACAACAUUGGACAUAUUAUGGCUGAGACCCCCCGAUCUGCUAUGUCAAUUAGUGGUGGCUGGCAGCAGUGCCCAUAUGACACGGUCCUUCCUCUGGCGGAGAGCCUUGGACUUGAUGUUGACACAUCUUGUGAGCGUGAUGAUGCUGAUUGUGUCCAGAGUGUUGUUGAUAGCUACACGGGAGACGGCAAGAUUCUUAUCUGCUGGGAGCACAAUGAAUUGACGAAUAUCGUCACUGCACUUGGCGACAGUGAUGCGCCUUCUUACCCCGAUGACAGUUACAACCUGAUUUGGACCGAUCCCUAA